This is a messenger RNA of Eremothecium cymbalariae DBVPG#7215, 1599 nucleotides long. RefSeq names its product Etp1p (gene ETP1). Gene Ontology annotation, cellular component: cytoplasm. The transcript has a single exon. Gene Ontology annotation, biological process: Ras protein signal transduction; protein ubiquitination. Gene Ontology annotation, molecular function: ubiquitin protein ligase activity; zinc ion binding. The record is from RefSeq and is a predicted model, not a curated record. The coding region runs from base 1 to 1599 and encodes 532 amino acids. Lineage: Eukaryota; Fungi; Ascomycota; Saccharomycetes; Saccharomycetales; Saccharomycetaceae.
AUGGAAUAUUGCAUAUUUAUAGAACUGAGUGAUUGGGAUAGUGCUAGGAAGUCGUACAGUUUUUUCAAGGCACCUUCUUGUGAGCCAAGUAUUCAAGAAAGUGGUUAUACGGAUAAUUUUGUUACUAUAAAGGGGGCGGAAGUUAGCACAGUAAAGGAGCACAGUGAGGACGAUAGUAAUCAACUGCUAUCUAUAAUAGAUAUGAGACUUAAAGAUGAUAAAAUCUUGGCUCAGUGGAUGGGGCAUGGGACUAUCAGGUUGUUUAAAUGUGGCCAGAGUAAGACUGAACAACAAGAACAUGGGCAUGAUGACACAGAAGUUGAUUUGAUACAUGUUCCCGGAGAUAACUCUAUGUGCUGUAUUCUGUUUACGCCUAGUUAUUUGAGUAGUGAUGAUUUAUUGCACUGGUUUUUAGGACCGAUGGUAUUAGAUCAAGUAUCGCAUUUUAGGCUUGUUAAGUUGCAUGACAAGAAGGGAGAGUACAUGGUGCUUAUGAAAUUCCGAAAUCAUUUGGAUGCUAAAAGAUUCCAGACUGAGUUUAAUGGCAAGCAAUUCAACUCUCUAGAACCUGAGACCUGUCAUGUCGUGUUCGUGAAGGAAAUAGUGUUCAAGGAGAAGCUAUUUCCAGACCCUAAUAAGGAUUUCCCUUAUCUAUUGCGAGACCCCUUCACCAAUGGUUCUGGAAUGGUAGAGCUUCCAACAUGUCCGGUCUGUUUAGAAAGGAUGGAUAGCGAUACUACAGGACUAAUUACUACAGCAUGCCAGCACACCUUCCACUGUCAGUGUCUUGAUCAGUGGAAGGGUGGCCGUUGCCCCGUUUGCAGAUACUCGAACGCCAAAGAGCCUUUAGAAGGAACCGAUCAAGCUAAUUGCAACGUUUGCGGUAGUGGCGAAAACCUUUGGGUAUGUUUAAUCUGCGGACAUAUGGGGUGUGGCCGCUAUAAUUCCAAACACGCUAUUCAGCAUUAUGAGACAACAUCUCAUUGUUUUUCCAUGGACAUUACCACUAACAGGGUAUGGGAUUACGCAGGAGAUAACUAUGUCCAUAGACUUGUUCAAAAUGAAGUUGAUGGAAAACUUGUCGAGAUCGGAGGAUCCAAUAAACGUAACCAAGAAUAUCAUCUGGAAUAUGUCCAAGUCUUAGUAUCCCAAUUAGAAUCACAAAGAGAAUAUUAUGAAAACAAGCUUGAAACCCUCGCCCAAAAAAACACUUCCUCCAUUACAGUUCAUAACCUUUCCGCCAAGUUUGAUAAUCUAAAAAUAGACUUCGACAGGAAUAACAAGAAGUAUGAAGCACGUAUAUGUGUAUUACAAAACCAUCUGAAGGAGGAGAAACUCAUCAGCCGAGGACUCAGAGAAAACCUUGACCAUAUGACAAAAGAAUGCGAACGUCUCACCCAAGAAAAGGACCAACAAAAGUCAGAAGUCGCGGCACUUCAAGAGACAAUGAAUGAUUUAAUGCUUCAUUUCCAAUCAAUCGAACAGCUAAGUCAGGACCCGGAAGCUGCACAGGGAACCAUAGUUAUCCAAAAUCCGGAUCGACCCACGCCGAAGAAGCUCUUUAAGAAGAAGAAACCACCACACAGAUUUGGUAAAUAA